Messenger RNA from Miscanthus lutarioriparius, 375 nucleotides. The record is from the annotation of a GenBank genome assembly. NCBI's taxonomy places the organism in Eukaryota, Viridiplantae, Streptophyta, Magnoliopsida, Poales, Poaceae.
AUGGCUCGUGCAUUCGACAUGGAUUGGUUAGUGCGAUUGUUUCAUGGUGGCAAAGUACAAGGAAAUGGGGAGUUCGAAAGCAUGCAUGAACAUGUUGAGUUCUUUAGUGGACCUCCUACCUUUGAUGCUUUGGUCGUAGAGAACCUUACCCAAAAUGAAGAGUUGCUGGCGGUUGUUGUUAGAGAAGUUGAUAGGUCAUGUCAGCUUGGUGCCUUGAAUGAUGAUUUCGAUGAAGAAACGUUUGAUGAGGAUGAUGGCAACAGAGAUGGAACACAUGAUAUGGAUGACAUAUCCCAAGGAUCGGAGGAUGACGAAGUUGAUGUUGCCUCCGCAGAUGAAGAUAACUUUACUUUGGGGCCAAGGUACUUUGGAUGA